Neofelis nebulosa (Clouded leopard) is the source of this 3551-nucleotide messenger RNA. RefSeq names its product WD repeat domain 86 (gene WDR86). The coding region runs from base 258 to 1337 and encodes 359 amino acids. The transcript has 6 exons. The record is from RefSeq and is a predicted model, not a curated record. NCBI's taxonomy places the organism in Eukaryota, Metazoa, Chordata, Mammalia, Carnivora, Felidae. Gene Ontology annotation, molecular function: protein binding.
UGCCCGGGGGUCCUCGGAGGGAGGGGCCUGCCCAGGUGGGGCGCGCGGAGCGGAGGCGGCCGGCGCCGGUGGGGGCCGGGAAGUCCCAGCGGGUCGCCCCCCUGCAGCGCAGCCCCCUCCCCCCCACCGCCGGGUCCGCGGGCCCGGAAGCCGGGCGGGCGGCGCGGGAGCGGGGGCCCCCACCUCCCCUCCUCCGCACCCCGUGGCCCGCGGGGGGCCAUGGCCGCGGGUCUCGGCCGCAGCGAGCCGCCGCGCGGAUGCCGGGGCGCCCCUCCCUAGCGGGGCGCUGCCUCCGGGGCUCCCGGCGGGCCGGCGGCAUGGGGGGCGGGGGGUCGGCCCUGAGGGUCUGCGCCGACCACCGCGGGGGCAUCAACUGGCUCAGCCUGAGCCCGGACGGGCGGCGCCUGCUGACGGGCAGCGAGGACGGCACGGCCCGGCUCUGGAGCACCGCGGACGGCCAGUGCUGCGCCCUCCUGCAAGGCCACGAGAGCUACGUGACUUUCUGCCACCUGGAGGAUGAGGCCGCCUUCACGUGCAGUGCUGACUGUACCAUCCGGAAGUGGGACGUACGGACCGGGCAGUGCCUGCAGGUGUUCCGGGGACACACGUCCAUCGUGAACAGGAUCCUGGUGGCCGACAACCAGCUGUUCAGCGGCUCCUACGACCGGACAGCUCGAGCCUGGAGCGUGGACAAGGGGCAGGUGUCCCAGGAGUUCCGGGGCCACCGCAACUGCGUGCUGACCCUCGCCUACUCCGCCCCCUGGGACCUGCCCGGGGCCCCCUGCGCCGAGGAGGCGGGGGGGCUGCUGGUGACGGGCAGCACGGACGGCACGGCCAGGGUGUGGCAGGUGGCCGGCGGCGGCUGCUGGCAGACGCUGCGGGGCCACACGGGCGCCGUGCUCUGCCUUGUGCUGGACACGCCCAGUCACACGGCCUUCACCGGCAGCACCGACGCCACCAUCCGCGCCUGGGACAUCCUGAGCGGGGAACAGCUGCGGGUGUUCAGGGAGCACCAGGGCCCCGUCAUCUGUCUGGAGCUCGUGAACCGGCACGUGUACUCGGGCAGCGCGGACAGGACGGUCAAGUGCUGGCUGGCAGACACGGGGGAGCGCGUGCGCACGUUUGCAGCCCACGGACACAGUGUGAGCGCCCUCAAAUACCACGCGGGCACCUUGUUCACGGGCAGCGGGGACGCCCGCGCGCGCGCCUUCGACGCCGAGUCUGGAGCGCUGCAGAGGGUGUUCCGCGGUCACGCCUUCGUCAUCAACUGCAUCCAGCUAAGAAUGCCAUCCCAAACUACAGCUAUGGCUCCAAGGGAAAACAAAGCCCCCCUUUAAACUGGUUUCCGGAAUCUACCAUGGUAAGCAAAGAGAGAGAAAGAGAGCAAAGACCCGCACAGACAGGCUACCUGGACAACGCACUUAUGAGCUACUGCCGCCACAGCAGAAAAUAAAACUGAGGAAACCACGCUGCCUGAAGAUAAAUUCAAUUAAAUGACACAAGUUUCUCCUGUUUCUUCCCAGUCCGAAGUAUAAAGAGCUCCUUGUUGUUAAUAACUACCACGGAAUAAUCUUUUUCUCUUCCUUCCAAUCCAAGAGCUAUAGCGUUUUGGAAACAGGCUUGCUAUUGCCUCAAGUUUCACACCUACGCAAAGGCGGAGCCCCAGUGUCGCCGAGACCACGUUAAGGUACCUCUCUGCGGUUGGUAAUGUGGGCAGCCGCGUGGUCCACGUUCCCGUCACAUGCCCUCAGGCCAAGCCGGGCCUCCUGGGCAGUAAAUCCCAACUGCAACAAAUUGUGAACUUUUGAUGGAUCAAUAUAUAGCUCUUUAAAGAGUUGACGUGCCUGCAGACAAGGAAAAAAUACACGAAUCAUUAACUAUAACAACAUUAAAGCUGAACACAAGGCUAAAGCCUGAAAGAAAUUAGCUUGUACCCUAUGUGAUUGAGGGGUGUGUCAGAUUUUAGAUAAAAACUCUUCAACUCUACCUGUCAUCAACUAGCUCGAGUAGAAUACAGAUCCCUACAGAUCCCUACAGAUCCCACGCUGUGCAUGUGAUGUAUCCUAACGUAACAGAAGGCAACAGGCCUCUGGAGUAUCAUGGGAGGGGCCGGUAUCCACCAUCUCCCCCGUUUAUGUAAUCAAAUCCCGAGCUGGAGCUGUGCACACGGCAUUUCUCACCCCCUCCUGCAACUGGGUGUAGCCAGGGGGUUAAGUCCCGGCCAGGGGCACGUAGCAGGAGUGACAGCCCCAACUUCCGGCCCUUCCCGAGGCCGCCCUGGACUCUCUCUUGCCCCCUCUGCUGGCUGGAAGGGGACUGACAGGAGCAUCCUUGGCUGCCGCACACAGGCCGGCGGAGCUGCUCUACUGACCCCGCCUGCUCACCUCUCCACUGCCAGAUGGCAGACAGGCAUGGAAACUUCUAGCCAAUUACAGCCACUGUCUUGUUGAGGUUUCCUUAUCACAGCAUCUCACCUACACCCUAACGGAUACAAGUAUGUUUGUGGUAUGUACGAGGCAGAGAACACGGGAGAUACAUGCAUGUCCUUUACAAGUCACAAACUGCUGAGUUUAUGAAAUACUUAACUUUGGGGGAUGAAAAAAAAAAGGUAGGUGAAAACGGCCACCACUUCGGAGUAUUCACUUUCUUACCUUGUUGAGAUACUCACGAGCCUCUUCACCGUUUCCACUGUGAUAAUUUCGGAUACCUUGAAGCAAGUAAAGUCUUAAAAACAGCACCUUCUCUUUCCCACAGUUCCCCUAAAAUUAUUGGGGAAGAAAAAAGGAUAAAAUGGUCUUGUUUCUAAUUACAGAGCUGUAAUGUUCACCCUUGUGAUCCCUUUCAUCCCCACAGGGGCAAAACAGCGUAACGAAAACGUUUAUUCCUCCUGGAGGGGAAGGAAGUACACAAAAACCCAAACCAGGGAGGUUUUAUGCUGCCCUGAGAUUUCCAAGCAGAAUUCUGCUGACCUGUGGAAAUCACCUUAGAAAAAUCCUAUUCAAAUCACAGUUCUCGAGCUGUGACUCAUUCGUGGGAACUGUUACCAUUCAAAAUGUCUAUUUUGUUCCUGCAUUUAAAUCUUCCAUGAGACUCUACUGAACACAGUCACCAAGCUCUCUUGGGGUGACUAUCAGCGGGGGUUUUGUGGCUGGAAAACUGUGUUCCUCUGGCUACACGCUGAGCAGCCCACCUUGUAGAACAUUUAACCACCCCACCGAAAAAGCGCAUAAAACGAGCACCAUGCAUGCGACCAUCAAAUCGCCUUUUGGCGGCCAUCUCCAACAGGAAUAUUUAUUUAACGGGAAUAGAGCUCAAGUUCUAGACAUGGGCUCGAUGAUACAUAAACAAAGUACAGUAACAUACUUUUAUGUGGACCAGCCUCUGAUGGUUUUCUCCGUAACAAUUUUUGAAGCAUUUCUGAGCCAAGUUUAGUUUUUUUUCUGCGUCAUCAAGGCAUUCCAGUUGUUCCAAGCGGAAGUAACACCACACUAUGUCCAGCUGGAGCACUGCAUAGUUAUCUACCGUAUCCAACAGCUCCCUGCAGCACUCAC